Molecule: messenger RNA, 588 nt
Organism: Psylliodes chrysocephalus
Lineage: Eukaryota; Metazoa; Arthropoda; Insecta; Coleoptera; Chrysomelidae
Source: the annotation of a GenBank genome assembly
AUGGAAAAUGAACCUGAACCGUUAAGAGAUGCUGAUGAAAACAAGACCAAUUUUAUUCAAACAAGCGAAAAGGAAAAUGAUACCACAGAUGAAGAGACUAAGGUCAUGACACAAAAUGAGAUAGAUAAUGAUCAGCGAGAAGACGAGAAUGCCAUAGAAAGUGAAUCAGUUACAGACCAAGAAAACUAUGUUGAUACUGAACCUGAACCGUUUGGGGAUAAUAUUGAUGAUGAUCCUGAAUUUAUUCCCACGAGCGAAGACGAAAGUGACAGAGAUGAAGAGACAAACAACAUGGAAAAUGAGACUGAUAAUGAUCAGAGAGAAGAGGAGAAUGUUGAUACAGAAACUGAGCCAGUUAUAGAACAAGGAAAACCUAGAAAGCGGAUAAGAAACGAAGCGGGUUGGGAGGUAACGAAAAGACAGAAAGCAACGUUGGCUGGAAAAGAACAUGUUUCCAAACUGGGAAAAAAUAUUAGUGCAAAAAAGAUAAGACGCGGUUGUGGCCCAUGUAGAAAAAAAUGUACCGAUAAAAUUAACGAGUUGAAUCGUGAACAAAUAUUCAACAACUAUUUGUGCUUUCCAGAAUAA